AUGGAGCUGUCGCCGGCGCAGCUAGCGGCGCUGCGGGAUCUCUACAGCCGCCACGGGCGUAUCGGGGAGCGGAUUUGCUUGCAAGACGACGGCACCUCGGAGUUGAACUUCGAGGAGUUCCGGGCCCUGGCGCAGUCGCUGCAGCUCCCGGUGGCCCAGCUGCCGGAGAGCGCGCAGAGGGAGGUCUUCGCGGAGCUGGCGGCCAGCGGCGCCGGGCCCCGGGAGACGGCCUCCUUCGAGGAGUUCUGCCGGUGGACGGCGGAGGGCAGCGGCGCGGACGCCCUGGCCCUCCUUGAGGCCUCCCAGAGUGACGCGGCGCUGUCGGCGGGGGCGGCGAGGCUGCUGACGACGCUGCUGCGACCGCUGGGCGGCGUGGCGUUCUUGCAGGGCCUGGUGGCGUUGAAGCUGAAGGGCCUUUGGCUUGCCAAGGCCUCCCUCAUGGCGGCCAAGAAGGUCACGCUGCUGGCGAAGGCCAAGGCGGCCUACACGCUGGAGGCGUCCAUCAGGAACCCCUUCCGCCUCUUCCGGCGCCAGGUCGUUAGCCCCCUGGACGCCUUUCGCAGCCACCCGCAGGGUCUGGUGGAUGCUGUGCGAAAGGAGUUCAAAGAGACCGGGGUGCAGGGUGUCUCCACCAAGACGUUGGCGCCCUACGUGGCCAACGCCACCAUCGCCAUGGCCAUGUUCCACACCUACACCGCCACCCGUCUCUUCCUCCACCGCGUGGCCUCCGAACCCGGCGAGUGGCCCGCGGCGGUGGGUGACUGGCCGCUGCUCUGCGAGGCCGCGUCGGGGCUGGCGGCGGGGAUUGUGCAGGGCACGCUGCACACGCCGCUCUACAACGUGAGGCUUUGUCGAGAUGACCAGAUUGCGGCCCUGGCGGCGCAAGGGUCACAAAAGAGCCUGGGGCAACGUUUGCGGGAUCUCCAUGGCCGAGUGGGCCUUCGGGGAUGCUUCCAGAAUUACCCUUUCGUGCUGGCGCAGGAGGCAUGUUCCUUGACGACCUUCUUCACCAGCUACGAGUGGCUGAAGCUGGAAGCCACCGUGUUGCUCCGCCACCAUGUGGAUGCAUCUGGAGAGAAGGACCCCUGGGCCUGGGCGGGCGCUGCCUGCGGCGCCGGCUUCAUCUUGGCCGCGGUGGGCACGCCCUUCGAGAACUUGCUGGCCUGGCAUGUGGCCAGGCGGACGCAGCACCAGCCGCAGGGCGUUCUGAGACAUUUCCUCUCCUCUUCGCAGCCUAAAGCACGCCUGGCAAUCCUGUUCAGCGGGAUGCGCAGCAAGCUCUUCGCAGCUCCCUUGGCGGGCAUGCCGUUGUUGGCCUAUGAUGCGACCCUUCGGUGCGAUGCGGAGUGGCCUGCGGCGAACGCGAGUGAGCAGCCUAGGGGCCAAAGGAGACCUGCUGCGCAGUUGCACACGGCAGCGCUGACCUGGAACUGA
This is a messenger RNA of Effrenium voratum, 1434 nucleotides long. The record is from the annotation of a GenBank genome assembly. Lineage: Eukaryota; Dinophyceae; Suessiales; Symbiodiniaceae.